Molecule: messenger RNA, 1210 nt
Organism: Oppia nitens
Lineage: Eukaryota; Metazoa; Arthropoda; Arachnida; Sarcoptiformes; Oppiidae
Product: AH receptor-interacting protein-like
Exons: 3
Coding region: 206-1210 (334 amino acids)
Molecular function (GO): peptidyl-prolyl cis-trans isomerase activity; protein binding
Source: RefSeq, a predicted model, not a curated record
CUAUAAUUGAGUGAAUGUUAUGCAUYAGACGUCACGCAAUGUUUACAUACAAUAGGUUUACAGUUAUAUCACUAUUAGAUUGAUAUUACAGUUAUUGCCGACAAUUUGACUAAAUCUACAAUAAAUUAGACUAUAAUUGAUAUCAAUUGUUAUAUUAAUUAAAUUAUUUUUUAUAUUUCACACCAAUUGGUCAUAAAGUGAAUCAAUGAAGAUGUCUAUUGAUUUGAUAUCGAGUCGUAAAAUCUUAUAUCCAGGAAGUGGUCAUUUGCCAGACUUCACUGAUGGCACUAAAGUGACAUUUCAUUUCAAAACAGUCAAACAUAGCGAUGACGGCACUCAAGAGGAACAAGUCAUCGAUGAGAGCAAAAAGUCUGGUAAACCUAUGGAACUAAUUAUCGGAAAAAAAUUUAAGUUAAUCCUAUGGGAAGAAUGGAUCAAACAUAUGCGGGUCAAUGAAGUGUCACAAUUAGUGGCCGACAAACUCUUGUGUACUGAUUAUCCGUUUGUCUCAAAGUGCUACCGAAAGUUUGCAAAACAGACAGAUUCACCUCAUGAUUCAAAUGAGGAUCAGAUGCCAUCACAUCAUUGUUGUGGAAUGGCUGUUAAAAGCGGUUUGGGUCACAAAGAUUUAGAUGAUUUAGUGUUACAUCCGAGUCCUCUUAAGUUUACAAUAGAGUUAUUGAAAGUUGAAAAUCCAGAAAAUUAUGAUAAAGAUGUUUGGCAAAUGAGUCCACAAGAAAUGUUAGAUUCAAUCCCUAAGUAUCGCACUGAAGGAAACCGAUUAUACACUAAUGGUUUGUAUUCAGAAGCGGCACAACUUUAUAGCAAAUCUUUGUCUAUUGUGGAACAGUUACUCCUAAGAGAGAAACCGGGAGAUGAAGAUUGGAAACAAUUAGAUGAUAUGAAGAUUCCAUUGUUGUCUAAUCUAUCACAGUGUAAGCUAAUUGAGGAAGAAUAUUAUUUGGUGAUUGAUUUAACAACACAAGUGCUCGACAGAGAGCCAAACAACACGAAAGCAUUAUUCAGAAGAUCAAAAGGUCAUCAAAAAGUAUGGAAUUUAUUGGAAGCCAAACAUGACUUACAACGGAUUUUAACAUUAGAUCCGAGUCUUGAAAAGACUGUUAAACGAGAGUUGAAGAUAAUUCAAGAAUUAGAGAAAAACAGUUAUGAAAAAGAUAUGAAACUCUUAAAGGGAAAGUUGUUUUCAUAA